UAACAUCGGGCUCGAUAUUCGUAUUUCAUCAUGGAGACCAAGGAAGCUUGGCAUUUGACACUCGUUGUAUUUAUUUGCUGGCUUGCUGUUUUUGUGCGUGCAGAUGCUGAAGAUGAUAUAGCAUUUAGUGCAGGGGAGAGCGACACGACAAAAUUUGGACAGGCAAAGUCUGUGAGAUAUUUACUGUAUGAUGUUAACCCAGGAGAGGGGUUUAAUUUACGUCGUGAUGUGUACAUGAGAGUGACCAACCUCGUGAAGGAGCUGAACAAAGAAGAGCCGUGGGUGCUGGUCCUCCCACCCUGGGGCCGGCUAUAUCACUGGAAAUCGCCCGACCUGGAGCAGAUUAAGAUUCCAUGGUCAACUUUCUUUGAUCUUCCCAGCUUACGGGAACAUGUCCCUGUCAUUGAGUUUGAAGAAUAUCUGAAGUUGAGAGGGGAGCCAGUCAUUGAUGAGGUUUAUUACCUGCAAGGGUUUAAGGGAGGCUGGACUAAGUGGGAGGAAAAGAUGAACAUCACCGAGUGUAAUGAGGGAACAGGGUUUGUGCAGGAUGAGGAGGGAAAUUGGUACAGCUGGUUUUUUGGGUAUGAAGAAGUGUAUGCCAAGAAGUUUGCCUGUUUGUCCUAUAUGGGGCAUGCCACAUUCAUAAAGCCGUUCCUACUGAAAAAUACCACUGGCAGGUGUGUAAUGCUUCCCCGGGCCGAGGUCCUUUUACAUGAUCACUUUGGGAACAGUGAAUAUUGGAAAGCCAGAAGAAGCAUGGUGUUUGCCAAACACCUGAGAGACAUCGGAGAUGAGUUCCGGCGGGAAAACCUUGACUCCACAGAUCCCGAGGAUAAAACGGAGUUGGAGGACUGGACCAAGAUGAAGAGGAACCAUGGUGAUGCUGUAGGGGGCCCCUAUGUAGGCGUCCACUUACGGAGAAGGGACUACCUGUAUGCCAGGGAGGGAAACCUACCCUCAUUGAAGGGGGCCGCCAAACAAAUCAAGAAAAUACUCAAAAAGUACAACCUUCAGAAGGUCUUUGUAGCCACGGACGCUCCCAGUGAAGAAUUUGAAGAAUUCAAGAACUAUUUCAAGAAAUCAAAAGUUUACAGAUUUGUUCCAUCUAAGGAAAUUAAGGAGAAAUACAAGGAUGGAGGGGUUGCGAUUAUAGAUCAGUGGAUUGCGGCCCAUGCAAGGUAUUUUAUUGGUAGCUAUGAAUCUACUUUUUCCUUCCGUAUCCAAGAGGAGCGAGAGAUUCUUGGAUUUGACCCUGACACGACCUUCAAUAGACUCUGUCCAGACAAUGAUUCUGACUGUGAGAAACCGUCUAUAUGGAAGAUAGUCUACUAAGGGUCCUAGGCAUUUAUAUAAUUCCAAAGUGUUCAGAGCUUUAUCUUUUUAGUCUUUGAGAUGAAAACAUACUGUUAUGGUAUUAUUGUUUUAUUUGAUGGGAGCUUUAGGUUUCAAAUCCUCAAUAAUUAUAUAAGUUUUUUAUUCUUAGAGAUGAUAUCAAAUUGUUAUGGCUUUGGUGUUUUAUUUGACAUGUUUGUAUAUGUUUAAAACCUUUUGUGUUAGUUGUGUUUAAUUUGUAAAACAAUCUUGUCACACAGAUUUUUAUGAAGACUGUGUGUAAAAUGAAUAUUAGAUCUUGAAAUCCACAUCUACAAUGAAUACUGGGAUUUGUAGUUAGAAUGUUCCCAGAUUGAUGUCUGACUUAUAUAAAUACAGUAAAACUUGAUCUUACCAAACAUGGAUGUAAUGAAAUUAGAGCUCUAGUGAAUAACUCUGCAGUUCCUCUCAAAUGUUAAUCAUAUACCGGGUAAAUGUUUUCAAACAGGAAUAUGUUGGUUAUGUUUAAAACAAUGUUUUUUUUUUCAAUCCCUUUACUGUCAAAGUCGCUGAAAUCUUCCAUAUUAUAAAAGAGAUAUUUUUAUGCAAUUACAUCACUAUGCAAAACCUGUCUGAUAAUCAUAUCUUGGUGAUUUUGUUCAUUAUUGUCAUUGUGUUGUGUUGUCAGUGAUGUAUAUGUAUGUUUGAUGAUUAUGUAAUGGUGGGGAAUGGAGAAUGGACGCUGAGCAAAAUGUAUGAAUGUACAAUGUAUCUAAUUAGGAAUGAAAUAGAAAUUCUCUGAUUUUUUUGUUUUGAUGAAUGGCUUAUGCACACUUCACUUGUAUUGCAGCAUUUCAUCCUCUUGUGGGUGGAUUCACCCUAGUUCGAUAUUUUUGAUUUACCAAUCAGUAGAUCUUCUCUGUUUCUUGGAUGCUGAGGUAUAUGUAUUAGUAAUGUGUUUCUUGGAUGCUGGGGUACAUGUAUUCAUUUGAUAAUUAUGCUGAAAGUACACAGGGUUUAAUUCAUCUCCAUUUUAUUUAUGUAUUUCCAUUUGUCACAAAUUCUGUUUUUAAUAUGAUCUACAUUAUUGUUAUUAUACAACUUUAAUAAAAAUUCACGAAAA
Messenger RNA from Magallana angulata, 2434 nucleotides. Its product is annotated as GDP-fucose protein O-fucosyltransferase 2-like. Gene Ontology annotation, molecular function: peptide-O-fucosyltransferase activity. The transcript has 10 exons. Gene Ontology annotation, biological process: protein O-linked glycosylation via fucose. The record is from RefSeq and is a predicted model, not a curated record. NCBI's taxonomy places the organism in Eukaryota, Metazoa, Mollusca, Bivalvia, Ostreida, Ostreidae. The coding region runs from base 31 to 1332 and encodes 433 amino acids.